CAGAACCCCACCUACACCAAUGCCUCACAAUCGAGAGGGCAGUACACAGUCAUUGGGGCAGUACACAGUCAAGUGGGAGUAUACAGUCAUAGACCCACGUGAUUAAAUCUUAUAUAAACUUUAUCGAUUUGAAAGAUAUUCACCAGUCCUGAGCAAGUCUCAGAGAGGAUACAAGUUUAUUUUCUUUCUUGCGAGAUUCUUGCUGCUGCGAACAGAUAUGGAGAAUAAACAUCAAAACCUUAUUAAAGCAAACUACUCCACAUUGGUGAAGAAGAUGAUGGCGAUUCGAGUAGCAGAACAUAUGUACGCAUCAAACAUAAUAACAGAUGAAAUGAGACAACAGAUAGAAGCCGCGAAAACCAGUUAUGACCAAAACAGAAAACUGAUUAGUAUCAUUUUACGCCGAGGAUCGAGGGCUUUUAUGGGUCUCAGAGUGGCAUUAAUGAAAGCCAAUCAAGCUGAUUUAUCGAGACUCUUAAUGAACAAUGACGAUGAAACGAAGUCUGAAUACGAAAAAAAAUUAGCCAUGGCAAGAUCGUUGGUCAUCCCUACCAAAGAAAUACGGGAUUCCAGAAACGAAUCAAAGAAAGCUACACACCAACAGUCUCAGGAGCCAAGAUGUAGGAUAGGUCUGGACGACUUGAAUGACCUGUUUCUCACCGUCAUGUCUUUCAAGGGAACGCUUUAUGUUCACAUCCGUCAUCUCGCAGAAUCUCACGGUCGUCUCAUUGCCACCAAGAAAGGAGUUACCUUUACAUUGGCUCGUUGGUUAAAAUUUGAAUCCCUUUUACCAGAUAUCCAAGACUUCAUAGACAACGUUGGAAGAGAGGAUGGAGAAGUACAGUGGCAUAUUGGCGGUGGCGUGUUUGUUUCGUUGUCAUCAGGUUACCCUACAGUGGAUAUAAGGCACUUUUGGAAGCCCGACGAUGCCCCAGAACCCAUACCGACAAAGAAAGGAGUCACAUUGAUCAGAAACAAAUUAGUCAGACUUAGAGAUGCUCUCAACGAGAUAAAUGAAUGUGUUCCAGAACUACAAGAUACCGAACUCUGCAUGUUUAGCGAUUCUCAUCAGAAUCAGAUUGGGAUGUUAAACUGUACUGAAUGUACCCCGUUCGGUUACGAUGACCAAGACAAUAGGUCCAUGGAAUGCAAUGUGGGCGAUUUACAGGACACCGAAUCAAUUGAGAGUGAUCUUGAUUGACAUUAUGGUCAUGCAUACUGAAUCCAAAAUAAUUAAUGAAAGAAUAAUUGUAUAUAUCAAUUCAUGUAUUUUUUCAUUCUUACAGAAAAUUAAAAAAAUGAACAAGUUGUCUGUUUUAUUGUUUGUUACUUGAAUAUAAAAGAUGUGAAUAGAGAACUUAGAUUAUUAGUGUAUCUCAGUAUGUCAAACUACACGGAUUACUUAAAGGAACUCUACUACACUCCCGGUAAACCGGGAGCAUUUGCAGGUCCCGAAAAGUUGUAUCAAGCCGUUAAACAAGAAGGUAAAUACAAGACUGGCAGGCGGAGAAUUAGACAAUUUUUUAACAACGAAGACCCUUAUAGUCUUUAUAAGCCAAUUCGUAAGACAUUCCCGCGCUCUAAAGUGAUAGUGAACACAAUCGACUCAAUGUGGGAUGGUGACUUAGCUGACGUCAGUAAUAUCUCGUCCCACAACGACGGCUACAAAUUCUUAUUGGUGUUAAUUGAUAUUUUUAGUCGAUAUUUAUUUAAAAUCCCCCUAAGAAAUAAACAUCAUCAAAACAUUAUCGAUGGUCUAAAAUCAGUUUUUCAAACUGAACGAAAACCACACACUCUUAGAACAGACAAAGGUAGCGAAUUCAAAAAUCGUUGGGUAAAGGC
Magallana angulata is the source of this 1842-nucleotide messenger RNA. RefSeq lists its product as uncharacterized. The record is from RefSeq and is a predicted model, not a curated record. Bases 218 to 1201 code for a protein of 327 amino acids. Gene Ontology annotation, biological process: regulation of apoptotic process; positive regulation of transcription initiation by RNA polymerase II. The transcript has a single exon. Gene Ontology annotation, molecular function: DNA binding; transcription coactivator activity. NCBI's taxonomy places the organism in Eukaryota, Metazoa, Mollusca, Bivalvia, Ostreida, Ostreidae.